Molecule: messenger RNA, 546 nt
Organism: Medioppia subpectinata
Lineage: Eukaryota; Metazoa; Arthropoda; Arachnida; Sarcoptiformes; Oppiidae
Source: the annotation of a GenBank genome assembly
AUGAAAUACAUAGCUAUAAUAUACCCGUUGGCAUCGGCGCGACUGACCAAGACGUUUGGCACAGUAAUAAUUCUGAUAAUAUGGGCAAUGGCCAUAGGGUUGGGCUCAAUAUCGUGGUUCAAUUCGGUGGCCGAGCCCUUCCAGUUCGCCAAUAAGACGCUAUACGAUUGCAAAGAGACCUGGAGUAUUGAGACAGCGCGCACGUUCACCUUGGUCAUUUUUAUAAUAACGUUUGCGCUGCCAAUAGUGGUGCUGACGUUCGCGUACGGCUCGGUUGGUAUGAAAAUGUUGAGACACACCAUUCCGGGCAACGCAGACCUGGUUCGCGAUGAGGCACAGAAUAGCGCCAAAAUUAAGGUGAUUAAGAUGUUGUCGACGAUUGUGCUAUUAUUCGCCAUUUGUUGGCUUCCGAUACAUAUUCUCAAUCUAUUCAUAUAUUUCGCUCGCGAGUGGUUGGAGAGGAUAUACCAGACAGAGUCCGGCUUUAGGGCUUACAUCGCCCUAACCAUAGCCGCCCAUUGGUUUUCAAUGGCCAACUCAUUCGGU